AUGAAGAGGAUAAAACGAGCGCUUAACGCGCUCUUUUCAAGCGAAGACUCUCCACCUCCCAAUCAGUCAACCAAUCAGCCACCCCCGACGCACCAGGCAAUUUUACUCGGGCAAAGCACAACGAACCAUUCCAACGUCACAUUAGGCGGGGAGAGGACCUUGUUUUCUGGACACGCGCCCGCGAUUUACCCAUCGCAACCGGUGAAUAUUGGCGGGGUUGUGACUGGCAGUGGUUUCGCAGGUCUCCAGUCUGCACAGGUGCUCGAAAUACCUGGCCUUGGAGUUCUUAUUGCAAAUGGACAAGCGACAGUCACCCCACAGCUCGUUCAAUCAGUGGGGGAGGGUUCGUAUACUUCACAUCCCGGUCCUCCCGUCACCUUUGGCCUUCAAUCGUCGCCCAACGUGCAAGGAUCGCUUGGUACUACUCCUGCAACAGUUCCUACGCCUCCCCAUCACGCUAUAUCGCAAAUCUCAGCAACCAGCGUUGGAACACCGACUAAUCCAUUCGUCUUUGCGCCCUCAGCAGUCCCGAAUGCCUUUGGGGCUGAAGCCCAACGUACAACUGCGUCCCAAACUGCCCAUCGUGCGUCAGCUAACUCAACGACCCCGGCAUUACCUUCGACAUUCCAUGGAGGCCAAACUUUCGCGAAAAAUCCCGGUUUCAAUACCAACUCUGAGGUGCUGUCUGCAGUCGAGCAAGAAAAGGAUCAUCAAGACUGGCCUAAUGGUGACGUACGACGAGAGAUUGAAAAGGGAGCCAGCAAACCAGGAUGGAGGGAAUCCAAGUGGGUUUGGACCUCGCAGGGAAGGCGAGGCUUUGAUGGUGCAGAUGCCCGAACCAACGCCUGCUGCGGUGUUUUCAUCUGCGCCAACGAGCAAUGUCGCAUCCCUGUCCGUCCCAAAACCCAGAGCGCUGCUCGGAAGGCACAGAUCGACGAGGGGUGUGCGCAUUGCCACACCGCCCCACUCCAGGUCUACCGCUGUACCGUUCAGUCGUUCCACUAUGAACAGGAACGAGGGGGAAAGGUUUACGAAGUCUGGGCACACCAAGGAACGCAUACACAUCCCCGCCCUCCGCUCAACUUCCUUACGCACGACGAAAAGGCGGCUGUCGUCGCCCAGGUCCAGCUUAACCCAGUCGGCACUUCCGCUCUACAGCUCCGGGCAGGAACACUUCAACCAGGGUCGGUUCCAUUGCCAGAAAUAUCGCCUGUACUCGCCAACGCCAGCAGUGCACGGUACUACAUGAAACAGGCCCAGCAGCAACUUGGAGUAGGAGCACCGCAGACUUCCAAAGGUGGCCUGGCACUGCUCAAGGAACUGAUUGGUUUGAACGACGAGUUGGGCGAUGAAUUCCUGAUCUACUCGCAGCUUCACUCGUCUCUUGGUGUCCUGGUCUUCCGAACACGCUUCAUGACCAAACUCAUCGAGAGCAGUGUCGAGGAUUGGGGUAGCACGGACGAGCGAAUGGAUGGGAGGCAUGGAUUUGUCUCAGAUGGGAAUCAUUCCUUUUUCAAGGAUGGGGUACUGCUGACGAGCAACGUCUUCUCUUCGAGGUUGCGGGAAUGGGUUCCAGUGGUUUGGACGCUUAUCUUUGGUAUGGAUGAAGACCACCACCGCCCUCACUUCAAGCAUCUCUUUGGCCCUAUAAUCGCGAAGCUGAAAUCAACCGGACGUCCUUUUGAUAAGCGGUUUCUCCUUAACGUCAUGGAUUUUUCGCUUGCCCAACGUAGAGCACAUGCCGAGGAAUACGCCCUAGCUGCUGCUUCGAUGAUCCCAGGCUUCACACACCUUGCCCCCACUGUCCAAGAGCAGCAGAUGGUUCUGCUACGGGAGGAAGCUAAGGCGGUCGAGAUUGGGUGUCAGUUUCACUUUUGGAACCAAGCAACACGGGUCAAGGGUGACAGUGGUUUGGUUGACCAGGGAAGGGCGGCCGACUUCGAAUAUAUCUUGCGCAAGAUGGUCUCCAAAGAGACUGAUCAAGCUCAGUUCGAUGUGUGUGUCCGUCGCAUCGAAACCGAGUUUCCUCAGGCAUAUGCCUGGAUCUCAUGGUGGCUCCAAGAUGCCGUGGUUGGAAUGAUAUUUCCAGCAAAAAGCAACAUUCACCAUGAGGAUGCUGCUGACGCACCAACGACUUCCAAUGCUGGAGAGCAUGGUCACUCACUUCUCAAUGCCGCUAUGGGUUCUGGAAACGAUCUGCUGGAGGGUUUACGGAAGUUGAAGAAGUAUGAGAGCGCCUUUGAAAGGAAGUUCAACGCGAUUAGUGAUGGUCACUUUACGCCUGCGGGUCCUCGUGAAAAGCGUUCAACAAAGCGUGUAAAGUUCUUCGAAAACGAUGGGCGUGCUCCUGAUACAACAACUGCUAUUCAAGCGCUGGCAACCUCACCUCCUUCCAUCGAUUUGUAUGCAUCAUGGCCCCUCUUCACCCUCGCCUACAAAUGGGACAGCCCCAACUCCUGCUUUUUUGACCAUGGCCUCGAGCUCUGGUUCCGCGCCUAUGUCGUGUGGCCAGAGAAAGCUAGAGCGGAGUGUCGGAAUCUCGUUCCCUCAAGCAGCUUUCUAGGGGGAAUGCUUAGCCAUUUCGACCGUCGGUGGAAACUCGUAACAACGACCAAAAAGAAGAGCUCCAAUCCAGAAUCAUCGCUAAAGAAGGCACUCACAACCCAGCAAGGUGUAACCCGGAAUCGAAUCUUCAACCACUGGAUGCCCUCCCUCGAGAAGGACUCCUAUCAGUCCGCCACUGACUGGCUUCAGUUCGCUAUUGAGGACGGAAAUGUUUCCCUUGACGCCCAAGCGUUCUUCGGUAUCCGGAACCUGGUGUAUACUAAGUGUUCCAAUGGCCAUGAGCAGUCCAAAUGGCAUAGCGAGGAAGUACACUGUCUUACACGCCUCUCGUCUCGUUUUAUCGAGAUGAUAGGUAGUCGGGAUGAUCGAAGUGGGACAGCGAUCUCAUUGGGGGAGUACUUCUCUGAACUUGUCCCAUUGAAGCCAAACCUCGAACCCGACGGCUUCACAGGGCUACAGCCAUGCACUCAUCGCGGAUGUGGCGCAAUCUCAUCCCUUCACAAAAUCUCGACUUCAUGGCCACAGAUUCUGACGAUCGAGUCCAACCUCCGAUGCAACGAUCAAGUGGAUAAUACCCUCACCUUUGAUUCACGGUUUACCAUUGCCAUCGUCGAUAAUCACCUCGCUGCAAACCAACCACGUGUCACGUAUGAAUUGGUUGGACGGAUCAUCUCAAAAAAUGGGAACCAUUUUGUUGCUCACCUCCGCCUUGGGACAAGCUACUACAGCUACGACGACAUGGCCAAUAAUGGGAAGUUGAAGAAGCUCAAGACGAGUCAGUCUCUGGAGAAGCGUCAUACCACAGAGGUGUACUAUGUCUACGUUCGUACAAGUACCACUGGGAAGACCAUACAGCCAGGCGAAAUGGCUCAAGCUACACGCCUUAAUUUCAUGAAGACUGUUGUCCACGGAAGUAGUGAACGACCAGUUGCGGUUUCCGACUCGGGCUCCGACCUUUCGUACAUGUCGGAUCCAGGGGAAGGAAAUAUUCCAGCACGACAACGACGAUCCCAGCGCGAAACUAGUAAACGCCCGAAGUCCUAUAUAGAACCGGAAGACAUCGGUCUUGAUGUUUUUGACAAAGAGACCAACAUCUUCGGUGAUUCGGACGAAGACGUUGGGGGUCUAUUUGACACCAAGAGCGUCACGCCGGAGCCUCUAAUCCCUCUUAAGCAGGAAUUGGACUCGCGGGAGGAGGAAAAGGCAAGCAAAGAGCCGCACUCCAACCUCUCUGAUCCUCCUAAGUCCCUUCCCAAAUCGACGACCUUGACUGUUCAAUCUUGUCUAACCUGCGGCGUCACCGGUCCCUCUGCUUCUGAACUGAUCUAUUGUGGAAUUUGCAAGGUUGCUAGCCAUGUGGUGUGCGUUCGGCGAACUCUACCAACCAACUUCGACGAAGCAUUCGUUUUCGACUUCCACUUCUGUUGCGAGUCCUGUAUCCACUACGGACGAUGGGACGAAGUCAUGAUUGGAUCGUUCAUUCUCGUCAAUAUAUACGAGGUUAUACCGCGUUCUACGGGCCUUUCCAAGCCUGCCAUGUCGUUCUACUAUCCAGCAAAAAUCAUUGCUAGGCAUGAUAAGGUAGCGACGCUCCAAUGGCACGAGUUCAACUACUACAGAGAGAAGAUUCCUCAAGUGCCUCCAACGUUCGAGCGAGAGCAAGCGUUUGGAUCGAUUUGCUGGCCACUGGAGCUAUCAUCAGACGAGCUUACUGGGGAGCAACGGUCGAAGCUGACCGCCGGGGACAAGCUCAACCUCAUGGCGGCAAUGACCAAUGCUCUUCCAGCGGUUGUUUCUGUUGUCAGAGGUGAUCGCUUCCACCCGAUUUCUAGGCUGAUGGAGCAACACAUGGCGAAGUUACCGGGUACAGCUUCCACACUGUCUCGGAAUAAUCAUGUUGUCGAGUUCAGGUCUCUCUUCUCCCUCCCAGUCUUUCCGGGCCAUCGAAACCUCAUCGAACAUUUCUUGAGGGAGGUCAAUAUCCUGGAGAAGAUUGGGGACAAGCGAAAUCCUGAUGAAGCCGAUACAGCUGCGGUAGGCUUGAUGGAGCUGGUCGUCCUUCGACAAUACUUCGGGGUCAACAGCAGUCACGAUGGCGAAAUUUACGAACUCAGCAGAUGGCUAACUCAAGACGAGUACGACAAGUCUCUUCCUGAGAACGUCACAUUGCGGGGUAGACUGGUCCGCCAACUCACCGAUCACGAGAAGGCCUUCAACUCCAUCAAUCCAACUUCCCCAGACGACGACUCAAAGGCUUUAGUAAAGUCCGACAAGCUUUCUGGCCUGGCAACAUACACAAGGCAGCAACUCCACCUUCGAAUCGAUGACACUCUCCGUAUCCCAAACACUUCGUCCCUCGUCCAAGCUCUAACAGAACAAGGAGAACGAUAUAUCUUUGGCUCUUACGCUCCCGAACACUGCAUGGCGAUGGAAUUGGGCCGAGAGGAGGAAAAGAAUGUCAAGGAUUAUCCCCCAGUCCCCGCUUUCCCUCGUAGUUUUCCAUUGACUGGAACCUAUCGCGUCGUCAGCAGCAUACCAUCGACUUCGAAGCCCACCAAGCUUGAACAGACGAAGCUCAACUUCAAACCGACCAAGAGAGAGCAGCAGAUGACCACCACCACCACACGAGUACUCCGAGCUUCAACAGUCCAAAAGAGGGACAGAGUAGGAUCUUUGGACGAAGAGGUGGAUGUUUCUCGUUUGGGUGAGAAUAAAAGAGGCACAAAGCGCGUUAGGAAGUAG
Messenger RNA from Coprinopsis cinerea okayama7#130, 5307 nucleotides. RefSeq lists its product as hypothetical. Bases 1 to 5307 code for a protein of 1768 amino acids. NCBI's taxonomy places the organism in Eukaryota, Fungi, Basidiomycota, Agaricomycetes, Agaricales, Psathyrellaceae. The transcript is spliced from 10 exons. Gene Ontology annotation, biological process: regulation of DNA-templated transcription. Gene Ontology annotation, molecular function: DNA binding. The record is from RefSeq and is a predicted model, not a curated record.